AUGUCGACCACAGCACAGCCAGACGCCGACGCCUACAACUCAAAGCUGCGCGCCAUGGCCACAUCGAUGUUCCCGGGCCGCUCGCUGUCGCCCGAGGAGAUUGACUAUAUUGUCCGACGAGAAAAGUUCAACGACAAGCACAAGGGCCACGAGGGCAUGCACCUGAUCAUGUUUCUGAUUCUGGUUGUCGCCAUGGCCUCGCUACCGCAGACCGUAGCAUUCUGGCGGAGACGGCACCCGCGGUCGUACCGGCUCGUCAGCAUCGCCUCGAUCUGCCUGAUUCCGCCCUACUUUGCGCUGGGGUCCGGCUACUACCGGUUCAUUGCCUAUGCGACGCGUGAGCCAUUGCAUCCGAGCACCCCGCGCAACGUGUACCAGUGGUUUGCCUUCAUCAACAAGGCAUCGUAUGCGGUGUCGUUUCUGGGCGGGAUCUUCGACUUUUUCAUCCAAAUGAGCAUGACCACCGUGUUCUACGGGCUGUAUUUCGGCUUGAUGAGUCGCGAUCUGGUCACGCUGUGCACAGACAAGAUGGCUGCGACUCUGGGAUACUCGAGCAUGGCAAGUCUUCCAACAAAGACUCUGCCGAAGCACAGCGACCAUGGCAUGCUGUUUAGUGAUUCGGAUCUGUCGUCUGGCUCGAAUGCUGGACCAGGUGUCAAUGUCAUUGCGGAGCCGACACAUAGACUGGAGUGCGGACACGAGUUCCACGCCAGCUGCAUCCGCGGGUGGUGUGUGGUUGGCAAGCGCGACAUCUGCCCGUUCUGCCGUGAAAAGGUCGAUCUUGAGACAUUCAAGCAGAACCCGUGGGACAAGCAGGAGAUCGUCUAUGUCACAGCGCUCGAGUACAUGCGCUACUUUAUCAGCUGGCAGCCACUCACUAUUCUGGUCCUGGCAACGAUAUACUGGAUCCUUGGGCUGGAGUAG
Messenger RNA from Linderina pennispora, 924 nucleotides. RefSeq lists its product as uncharacterized. Gene Ontology annotation, molecular function: ubiquitin protein ligase activity; metal ion binding. NCBI's taxonomy places the organism in Eukaryota, Fungi, Kickxellomycota, Kickxellomycetes, Kickxellales, Kickxellaceae. The transcript has 4 exons. Gene Ontology annotation, cellular component: Golgi membrane; endoplasmic reticulum membrane. Bases 1 to 924 code for a protein of 307 amino acids. The record is from RefSeq and is a predicted model, not a curated record.